AUGACCUCUGCAGAUAAAGAGGAAGAUGUAUUUGGUAUGAUGGUGAUUGGUGGCAAAACGACAGAUGAAUCUGAUGUUUCAACACUGACCACGACGGUUUCUUCAGGGUUUACAAGUUACGUUACUCAAACCAGCUAUCUAACUAUUACAAGUGUGCUUCCAAGAGAGACAACUAUCACCAAAACUAUAACAGAUCACUCGUCUAGUAUAUCCUCAAAUUCUUCACCACCAGCUACUGUGACAUCUAUAAAAACAAGGUUUAGACCAACAACUUUUACCGAAACUGAAUAUGAAGAUUUUAGCACAGAAACAACCACUGAAUAUGAUGAUACAUUAACAGUGACUAUUCCUAAGAAAACUAUCACGAGACAUAAAGGAACAACUACUGAUACUGAUACCCUUGAAGUGACUUCAACGUUCACAACCAGCAAAACCAAAACGAUCCCAAACAUUACCAUUACUGAGUUUGAAGAAUCUGACCAAACCGUUACUUCGAUCUUGACCAAGUCAGUUACGUUGACUGAAACUCAAUAUGAAGAUAUCAUCACCAAAACUGUCACCACAUACUCCGGAGUUAUCAGUGAAACUGUUGCAAAGAAAACCAUAACGGUGUAUGAAGAUUCAAUUGAGAUUACUGAGACUGAAACUGAAACUGAAUAUGAAACUAAAUUUAAAACAAAAUGGUACCCAGAGGAAACUGUAACUGAAUAUGAAGAUGAAGAAACCAUUACAGAAAUCAAAUAUUACCCAACAACCACAACAGACUCAACUACAGUUACUACGACUACGACUGCUACCACAACUCUGACGAGUACACUGGCUGGUAGAGCAAGACCACAACCUAAUGUUAAUGUUGCUCCAUUGUUACCUAGAAACUAUGAAGAUGAAAAUGGAAACAUCACAGAAUCAAUUAAAUCUAAUAUAACCAACAAAACUGGUAACAAGAGUUCAAUGGCUGAUCAAUUAAGACCUGGUAAAGAAUUCACAUCAGAUGGUAGCAAACCAAAUUUAAGCGUCUUUUUGGUUGUCAGUGGAGUCAUUACAAUUGGUGCUAUAGCUUUAUCUUUGUAUACUUAUUCAUUAGUUGUUGAAGAUGAUGAAGAUGAUGAAGAUGAAAAACAGAAAGAGCUUGAUAGUGAAUCUCAUGAGACUGAUAAAGGUGAUAUGUUUCAUGAAGUUGAAGUGCAAGGUUGA
Molecule: messenger RNA, 1194 nt
Organism: Hansenula anomala
Lineage: Eukaryota; Fungi; Ascomycota; Saccharomycetes; Phaffomycetales; Wickerhamomycetaceae
Exons: 1
Coding region: 1-1194 (397 amino acids)
Source: RefSeq, a predicted model, not a curated record